AUGAUCGCAUCUCGUAAACCCUUAGUGUUAGCAUUUGGUUGGUUAGGUGCAAAACCAUACCAUAUGAACUCGUUUAAGAAAAUUUACAAUGGAAUAGGAUUAGAAUACAAGUCAAUGGUUCAAUCUUAUAUGUCCAUUUUAAAUCUCAAAGAUGACCAUAAAAAAUUUGAAGAAAUGUACGAAGCUGCCAAAAAUAGAGAUGUUUUGUGCCAUAUAUUUUCAUUAAACGGCGCUUCAUCUUUUCUCGAUUCAUUAAUGGAACCAGAUUGCAUUCACUACAAGCCAAAUAUCAACGUUAAAGCUAUAGUAUGGGAUUCAUCACCAGGAACAUCGCCUAAAAACAUCUAUCAUAAAGCAUUUGCAAAAUCAAUUUUCCCUAAGUCACCAUUUUUGGCAAAUGCAUUGUCUGCAGUAUUAAUUCCACCAUUUAAUCUAUUUUUGAAUCUAUCAAAGAAUCAUAACGCGAGAGCUCAAUAUAAAAUUAGUUCUGCUUACGCAAAUCCUCCAACAUGCCCACAGUUAAGCUUAUCAUCAACUAAAGAUUACAUUAUAAAGCAUGAAGAUGUAGUUAGAUACAUAGAAAAUGCAAGAAAAGCAGGAGCUAAUGUAGAAGCAAAGUUUUGGGAAGAUUCCGAUCAUGUUAUGCUAUAUCAUGAUCAUAAACAAGAGUAUAUCAAGAUUGUACAAGAUUUUGCAAAGAAAAUUUUCCCUCCAUCCAAAUAA
Molecule: messenger RNA, 723 nt
Organism: Trichomonas vaginalis G3
Lineage: Eukaryota; Parabasalia; Trichomonadida; Trichomonadidae
Product: transmembrane protein 53
Exons: 1
Coding region: 1-723 (240 amino acids)
Source: RefSeq, a predicted model, not a curated record